This is a messenger RNA of Paramacrobiotus metropolitanus, 1404 nucleotides long. RefSeq lists its product as uncharacterized. The record is from RefSeq and is a predicted model, not a curated record. Lineage: Eukaryota; Metazoa; Tardigrada; Eutardigrada; Parachela; Macrobiotidae. The coding region runs from base 301 to 1278 and encodes 325 amino acids. The transcript is spliced from 2 exons.
GUUAAGUUGCGUUAAGUUGCGCUAAGUUGCGUUAAGUUGCGUUGGGUUGCGUUAAGUUGCGCUAAGUUGCGUUCAGUUGCGUUGGGUUGCAUGCAGUUGCGUUAAGUUGCAUAUAGUUGCGUUGAGUCUCGUGUGGUUACGGUAACGAAAAAAAUAACCGCAUUACGCGCGAAAACAAAUCGUGCCAUAUCUAUUGCUGCACUGCUGCCAUACAAGAAUUUCGAUCUCUCUGCACUUUUAUAUAAAAACAAUAACUAAAAACAUAUACACGGUUAAUUGUCCUGCUGCAAGCGUGCUACGAUGUUUGCGUGCCCGCCGUGCAGACGGAGGAUUAGGCUCAUGAUCAGUGUCUGCCUACGGCCAACGCGCAGCUGGUGUUUAGCGCUGCUGUUGCAGCUGCACUUGUCUGCGGGAUGUUCUCCAGGCUCGCCAUCAACCAACUUAAACGACAUGGUGGCGGAGGCGAUGCUGAACAACCGCCAAGACGACCGCAUCAUCCUGACGCGGCUGCCGACGACACACGACGUGACGGACAGCGUGGUGUACCGGCCACGAUUAGGAGAGGACGCGGCGUUCAGCUGCAGCGUACCAGCCGGCAUCGACUGGCGCAGUGUGUCCUGGCUGCACCAGGACCGCACCGCACCAUCUUCUCGGCGGGCGAACCGGUGGCGCUGCCCGUGGAAGACACCACGGGACAGGCCUACAACUUCAGCCACGUCAAUCACACCCUCUUCCUUCAGGUUCUCAAUGUCAGCAUGCGCUCCGGCGGGUCCGUGCAGUGCAUCGCCGCUUGUUCCCCGCUACACGCCAUACACCCGCGUCCUGCAGCGCUUCGUUCUCCUGCCGCUGAUCACGCGCCACAGCGACGUCUUCGCUCCCGCCACUCCGUACGUGACCGCCACGGAGGGCGAGCGCGUCACGGUGCUGUGCAGUAUCCGGCUGCCCCUCCCGGAAAGCAUCUACAUGGGCCUGCACAACCACUUGAUGUGGCGCCACAACGGCCACAUCGUCCAAGGUCCUCCGGAGGCGCCGUACGGGCCUCUAAUGCCCACCUGGGGCCUGGCCCAGUGGAGACCGCGUGAUGCCAAGACGGAAGGCACAGAUCCCCCCAACAGCCCGGGACAGCUGCUUGGCUUCGCGGGCCACAUUAAGGCCGUCACACUAGCCGACCAAGGACAUAUCCAGUGCUUGUUCCGGCCGCAUCAGGGCAUACAUGAAUGGGUAGUCCAGACGACGACACUGUUGGUUUUUGCCAAGAAUAUCACGCAGUAUCUGUAGCUAGCGACAUUAUGACCGACGCCUUUUGGGCAGCGCCCCUAAUUAAUUUUCUGUAUCGUUCAUGACAGCAUUGUUUUGCAAUAAAUUUAUUGAAAUGCGUAUGUGGUACGUACAAUAAAAAUAUAA